GUAAUGCAGGGGGGAAAGAAAAAUCAACCAAUACCAUGCCGGUUGAAUUGUUUUUAAAGAAACGCAAAAACCCUUGGCUACGGUUUGACUCGCGCAGAGACUCUUCUUGGGGAGACCACAGACAAGGUCCCUUCCAAGUAGUAAACAGAUGAUGUUGAAGAGAGCCCUGCAGAAUCUGAGAGUACCUUCAGAAAGUAAAAGGAAAAGAAUCUCUAGCACGGUAUAUGAUAAAACCUGUGCUAUUGAUUUGUGUGCAGAAGCAUCUGGAGCUCACAGAAAACGAAGGAGGGAACAAUUUAGUAUCAUUGACAAGAACGUUAAGCUUAAAAAGCAGCAAACUGCUAAAGAUUCAAAUAGCGUGGACAAAAGAGUUGCAUCCAUGGAUUAUAUCUCACAAUUGCCUGAUACUGUCAUCCAUAUCAUCCUCUCUCUCCUUCGUAGUACAAAAGAUGCUGCUCGAACCAGUAUCUUGUCUAAGAGGUGGAGGGACUUGUGGACCUCUUUCUCUGUUUUGACAUUCGACCAACGGACUUUUCAAGAACUAGAGGGAGUUCAAAGUAUGGAGAACUGCAAUGAGGUGUUUAAGCAGUUUAUUGAUAAGUCUCUCCAGAGCCACCUGGAUCGUAAGUUAGGUAUAUAUAAAUUUGUUCUACAUUUAACCUCCUAUGAUCCAGCAUUGGUUCAUCAUAUGGAACGGUGGUUUGGACUUGCAGCUGAAAAUAACGCAAAAGAACUAGGUUUCCAUGUUCAUGUGAAUGGAACUAGGCGCUACAUUUUGCCCAAGAAUGUCUUUGUUGCAGAAGGAAUAACUGGAUUAAGGCUGCAAGGCUGUAAACUUGAAACUUGCACUAUUAUAAAGCUUCCUCAUCUGCAAAAGCUAUAUCUGCGAAAUCUUCGUGUUGAUCAACUGAUAAUUAUGAAUCUCAUUUCCAGCUGCCCUCUAAUUGAUGAUUUGAGACUCAUACAAUGCUCGGGGUUAAGUUGUUUGGACAUUUCAAGUCUUCUUAAACUUGAUAGGGUUGAGGUACACUGCUGCAAUGUACUCAAGAAGAUAGAUAUUACAGCUCCUAGUCUUCAAGCAUUUUGGUAUUCUGGGAAGAAACAAGUGUCCUGCAAAAUUAACUUGAAAGAUUGCGAGUCUCUGAAAAGGCUGAAACUAGAAGACAGUAGAAUGACAAACAACCAGUUUCAUGGUCGAUUCUUCAGUUUUCCUCUCCUAGAGAAACUGGAGCUAAGUAACUGUCUCAAGUUGACGAAUAUAAGAAUUGGAAGUCAUUGGCUGAACAGACUAGUCUUAAGAGGUUGCAAGAAUCUAGAGGAAGCGGAGAUCGAUACUCCAAAUCUUCUUUCAUUUGAGUAUCAAGGUGAUAAAUUCCCCUUUUCUUUUCUGAAUCCUAAGUGUUUGAAGGAGGUCAAGCUUUCAUUUGCACCAAUGGAAGAUAGGAAGCUAAAACUUAACCUCAAAUCUGAGCCUCUUUGGUUUCCUAAGUUGCGAGAAUUUCUUGGGAAGUUCGACCAUAAAGGCUUGAAACUGGUUGUGCGCACCAGUAAGAAUGUCAUCAUCCAUGAAGAUUUUGGAGAAAUUUUGCUUUCUACAUGCGGUGGUCUCAAAAUUGAAAUGGUCCAAUCUUCAGUGGGUACUGAAGAACUAUUAGAUAUUUCAUUGCAUAAAGGACAUCCACAGACCCUAUCUAUAAUGUCAUCUUCCAGCAGUGAAUUCCCAAAGUUGGUACAUGAGAAGAUUAUCAAUAGAAAGGAGGCUCCAACCUGCUGCACAAGUAAUAAUCCCAACAACAAGUGUUGGCGACACUUCUUGAAGGAUGCCAAGAUGGUGAACUUGAAAGGGGCUAAAGGCAAAAAUGACUCUGAGUCGAUGGCUUGGUUGAAGUCACGUCCAAAUGCUAACAAGAUUGCUUGUUUUAGAUUGGAGUGGAAAUCUGACAAAGAUGGUAGGAAGGCGUCCCGCUAAGAUCUACAUUUAACUUUUAUUUCAGUUUUUCAUUAAAUUUUAUAUGACCACGAAUGAAUUCAUUUUUGGAUCCUAUUUGAAUAUUACUUUUUGAUAUUAUGCUUGGAGAUUAUAUGACUAUAUAUGGCCAUUCUUUGGGUUUUCUUUA
Messenger RNA from Prunus dulcis (almond), 2117 nucleotides. Its product is annotated as putative FBD-associated F-box protein At5g22720. Gene Ontology annotation, molecular function: protein binding. The record is from RefSeq and is a predicted model, not a curated record. The transcript is spliced from 4 exons. Lineage: Eukaryota; Viridiplantae; Streptophyta; Magnoliopsida; Rosales; Rosaceae. Bases 149 to 1969 code for a protein of 606 amino acids.